Messenger RNA from Alternaria triticimaculans, 1731 nucleotides. RefSeq lists its product as uncharacterized. Lineage: Eukaryota; Fungi; Ascomycota; Dothideomycetes; Pleosporales; Pleosporaceae. The transcript has 8 exons. The record is from RefSeq and is a predicted model, not a curated record. The coding region runs from base 1 to 1731 and encodes 576 amino acids.
AUGGGUGCGAAGCUCGCAUCUAAGAUGCAGGCGGCUCAGGCUGCAUCUGGCUAUCCUCCGCCCGGUGGACAAGGCGGCUACCCUGGACAGCCACAGUAUCAAGCGUAUCCAGGUGCCCAAGGUGCCGGUGCUCCCGGGCCCAACGCCGGGCAGGCGCCAAAUCCUUAUGCGCAACAACAACAGCCUGGUCCUCCUAUGCCUCCGCGUCCUGGUCAAGCGCCCCCCGCGCAAUGGAAUCAGCCACAGGUCCCGCCGCCGUAUGGACAGCAACCACCACAACAGCCUUACCAGCAGCAAAGCCAAUGGGGCCAACCACAGCAACCCGCUUACGGACAGGCGCCGCAGCAAUAUGGCCAACCUUACGGCCAGCAGCCCGCUUUCCAACCGAAUGUUCGUACUAAUUUAGAUUUCUUCGAUUUUCAAACCCACGGUGGACCACCAGGACAGCCUCCGCAGGGCCAGUAUGGCGCACCUCCACCACAAGGAGGAUAUGGCGGCGGCCCGCCCCCUCCCCAACAGGUUCAGGCCGGACCAGCUGAGAUCGCGGGCUACAAGCAGCUUCUGCAAGCCUGCAUCCAAGAGAAGGGCCUCCAGAACUUCCCAAUCUGCCAACAUAUUGACCAGAUUGCUCAACAAGCGCCCGCGAAGAUCAAUCAAGUCAUCUCGCGCUGGAAGAUCCAGAAGGAGAUUGCCAAUGACAUUGUAAAGCUAGCGCUUUACGACAUCGUGCUAUACAUCGAUGACAGUGGAUCCAUGCAGUUCGAAGAGGAAGGUAGCCGUAUCACAGAUUUGCGCCUUAUUUUGGACCGAGUCUCGUUCGCUGCAACUCUCUUUGACAACGAUGGCAUCUCUGUCCGCUGCAUGAACACCGAUCUUUCGGGAGCUCGCAACCAACAGGGUCGACCUCUUCAAGAUGGCGUCGCGACUGAGGCUCAGGUCGCAGAGAUCAUGCGUGGCGUCAACUUCAAGGGCCUCACACCCAUGGGUACCUCUAUGGACAAGAAAGUCAUCCAGGAGAUAGUACUCCCAAAGGCACGCUCAGGACAGAUGCAAAAGCCAGUAUUGGUCAUUGCCAUCACCGAUGGGCAGCCAGCGGGAGAGCCUUCCGGCGAGAUCUUUAAGGUCAUCAAGGAGACUUACAGACAGCUCCAGUCGACGCCCUACGGCCGUGGUGCUGUCGCUUUCGAGUUUGCUCAGGUAGGAAACGAUGUGACCGCAAGGAAAUUCCUCAGUCAACUCGAUGAGGAACCCGAGGUUGGCCCUAUGGUUGACUGCACGUCCAACUUCGAAAACGAACAGGAAGAGAUGAUGCGCGCAAACCCUCCUGUCGAUCUUACACCCGAUCUUUGGAUCAUCAAGCUUCUUCUCGGUGCCAUUGAUCGAAGCUACGACUCGAAGGACGAGAAGAGCAACCCUGCACCUGGCGGCUACGGCGCACCACCUGGCCAGUAUGGCGCACCUCCUCCAGGUUACGGCCAACAGCCACCCCAGGGCUAUGGCCAACAGCCGCCGCAAGGCUAUGGACAGCAGCCACCCCAGGGUUACGGUGCUCCCCCUGGUCAGCAUCCGCCCCAAGGAUACGGUGCUCCACCCGGCGCACCUCCACAAGGCUACGGUCAACAAGCACCUCCACCAGGUCAGUAUGGCCAGCAGCGACCGCCCCAAGGAGGCCCCGGCGGUUACCCAGGUCAGCAGCAGUAUGGCCAACCCCCACCCGGCGGCAGAUACUAG